Molecule: messenger RNA, 1482 nt
Organism: Penicillium vulpinum
Lineage: Eukaryota; Fungi; Ascomycota; Eurotiomycetes; Eurotiales; Aspergillaceae
Exons: 2
Coding region: 1-1482 (493 amino acids)
Source: RefSeq, a predicted model, not a curated record
AUGUCUACGGAAACCGAAGUUCCACCUAAACCGAACCAUGGUGUUACUACACCGCGAAUCACUAGUGAGAUUCUCGAAAGUACUGUGAAGCAUAUCUCCAGUUUUGCUUCCAGUCCUGAGAUGAAGAUCGCGUCCACAAUAAUCCAUGAAAUUAAAAACCAACGAGACCAGAUCAAGACAAAGCAAGAUGAACUGUCCGAAGUUCGCAAGAUUCUUGCAGAGAAGGAGAAACACCAAACUAUCGCAAUGGAUCAGUGGUUGAUUGAACUGCAAAAAGAGAAGACUAAAUCCAAAAACGCCGAGGCGGAGCUGAAAUUACUCCGUGGAUCCAUUGCAGAAAAAGAUAGCAAGCUUGCAGAAGCAGCUCAGAAAAUUAAGAAUAUUGAAGAAGAAACGAAGAACGCUCGAUCAGAGCAUCUCAGUGAGAAAAGCAAAGUAACUCAACUUUGUGGAGAGAUUACUUCGUUACAAAAGAAACUGAAAGAAAAAGACACGAUCAUCGAUAAAUUACAAGCCGCUGAAUCUGGAAUGAAGGACUCCUUGUCUUCAGAGAAAAGCAAAAACACGAAGCUAGAAAAAGAACUUUCUUCUUCGAAAAAGAUCACACAGGAGUCUCAAACCAAACUUCAAAAGCUGGAGGACUAUGGCUUCCGUGGCCACCAAAUGAAUGAGGAUUCUAUAAUAAAACUUCAUUUGAAAGCCUUCGAAAGGGUGGCGAUAUCUCGAUUCGACAUGUCCCUUUACCCCCCCUCAAACAGUUCCGCUGCCAAAGGUAUACGACUUGCUGUGAUUCUGACUAUCUUGUCAAAAGAAAUUGACAAACAUAUCUUCCAACCAAAUUAUCUCGUUCCAGAAGAUGCUCAAUUGCGAGUCACCAUGAGUCAACUUGCUGGGACUGAUGGUGAUAAAGAAUCUUUUUGCCGAUCAAUGCUUCUCUCAAUUGAUGAAAAAGCUCAGCAAGAGUCACUCCAGUUCAGAAUCCAGUCUAUCGUUGGCAAAGUGUCAAGCUGCGUACACAACUUGCUCUCGGGUGCUCAGUAUAAUGAGCUUCGAGAGAGCAUAGCAAGCGUGGUACAGAGAGCGAUUGAUGUUUGGUUACCAAUCCAACGUGCUCAACAAAAGUAUGAGCCCGAUUUUGAUCCACUUGACUGGGAUGACAAUGAAUGGGCCAUGUUUAAUCUUCCCGGUGAAAACACCGAGAAGAACACCAUAGCACACAGCAUCGCAAGUGAUACUCUUCUGACCAUCUUUCCACGCAUAUCUCAGGUCAAAGACCAAAGACGGUAUCCUUUGACAUUCGUCACUCAACUGACGAGAUCUCAUCCCCUAUACAUUCAAGCAGAGCAGGAGAUCAAUGGAAAGCCAGAUAGUCCCACUAUUGGUCGCAUGGCUUCGAACGGUACAAGACGGAAAUCCAUUGCCGCGAAUACCAGUCGUCCUAAUGGGAAUGGCCUUUUCAAGCAAAAAGCAAAUGGAGUGUGA